Molecule: messenger RNA, 1358 nt
Organism: Lycium ferocissimum
Lineage: Eukaryota; Viridiplantae; Streptophyta; Magnoliopsida; Solanales; Solanaceae
Product: sphingoid long-chain bases kinase 2, mitochondrial
Exons: 12
Coding region: 119-1195 (358 amino acids)
Biological process (GO): phospholipid biosynthetic process; protein insertion into mitochondrial inner membrane; phosphorylation
Cellular component (GO): TIM22 mitochondrial import inner membrane insertion complex
Molecular function (GO): kinase activity; ATP binding
Source: RefSeq, a predicted model, not a curated record
UUGAUCACCUUUUUAAUCUCACUUUCACUGCUUUAUCCUUAUCAAAAACAUCCAAGCCCCACAUAGAAAGGUGUGCCGUAAUCAGUGUAUAACUAUAUAAAAAUUUAUUAGCCGUAGAAUGAUUAUAUAUCAAGGUGUAGUAGUAGGAGUUGCAAUGGGGAGAAAUCCAUCAUUAAUCAGAGCAGAACAACAGCCUCCUAUGCCAUCAGAUCUCACCACUAUACUCCGCAGCGGCACCGCCUCCCUUCGCCGCCGUGACCUUGUCUUCGUCGUCAAUCCCCGAGGAGCUAAUGGAACUACGGGUCAGCAAUGGAAGAAGCUACUUCCUUAUGUUAGGUCUCGCUUGGGUAAUGACUGUAACAUAUGCGAAUCUUUAACUUCAGGUCCUUCUCAUGCCAUUGACAUAACAAGAGAGGCUAUCCGUGAAGGAGCUGAUGCUGUAAUUGCAGUUGGUGGGGAUGGAACUCUUCAUGAGGUUGUUAAUGGCUUCUUCUGCAGUGGAAAACCUGUUUGUAAUCAUGAUAUGGACUCCAGCCAUUCAACUGCUCUUGGCAUAAUCCCCUUAGGUACCGGAUCUGACUUUGCCAGGACGCUUGGCUGGAAAAAUGAUCCUCAUGACGCCAUAGAACGCAUUGCUAAAGGGCUGAAAUCCAAAAUUGAUGCUGGAUGCAUAGCUGGAGAAAUUGGAGAACCCCAUUAUUUCAUCAAUGUUGCUGAUAUUCAUCUAAGUGCAAAAGCAGGUUAUUAUGCAUCAAGGUACAAGAAAUUUGGAAACUUAUGUUAUGUUAUUGGUGCUUUGCAAGCUUUCUUUCGGCACCAUAACCAAGAUCUAAGGAUCAAGGUUGAUGAGGGUGAAUGGGAAGUAUGUUCCCAAGUAACUGCUCUUUGCAUUGGGAAUGCAAAAUAUUUUGGUGGCGGAAUGAAGAUUACACCAAAUGCCAAUCCCUCAAGCGGGGAUUAUGAGGUCGUCAUUCUGCAGGACUUCAAGUGGUAUGAUUUCGUUCUCAAAGGGCAUAAGCUGUACAAAGGGACACACUUAUCAGUGAAAAAUGUAUCUUCACGAAGGGCGCGUUCAAUUGAAAUUGAAGAGAUUGGCAGCAGUGGCUCCAUAUAUGUGCAGUCUGAUGGAGAAUUCUUAGGAUUCCUACCUAGGAAGUUUUCCAUACUACCUGGUGUUAUUGAAUUGAUUUGUUAAUCCCUAGUCUUUUUUCUUUUUAGACAUGAUUUUGGAAAUUCUUAUAUUAAUUGGUUUCUGUACUUCAUUUUGGAGGCAAAGUGGUAAUUUUCAUUUUCUAAGCCCAUAGUUGCGCAAGAUUGAACCCACUGGAAAUGCUAGAUUUGAACUUGCCUUGUUAGUA